AUGAAUCUCAAGCGCAUUGCCCAAGAACUCACGAUCCUCCAACACAACCCCACAGACAUAUUCUCCGCAGGUCCAGCUGAGACGGGCAACCCGCUAGAAUGGGUAGGAUACAUUAUGGGUCCCCCAGACACUCCAUUUGAACGAGAAAAGUUCGCGUUCGCCAUCGCUUUUCCAGAGAAUUACCCCGCAAAACCCUUUCGACUUAAUUUUACGACUCCAAUCUCGCAUCCUAAUGUUUCUGACGAGGGGGUUGUGCAGAUGGCAGAACUGGGGGAAGAGUGGUCGCCGGUGCAGACUGUUCGCACUAUUUUGAUUUGUUUGCAGGUUUUGUUGACAGAACCGGAUCUUUCUACGCCAUACGAUUGA
Molecule: messenger RNA, 366 nt
Organism: Bipolaris victoriae FI3
Lineage: Eukaryota; Fungi; Ascomycota; Dothideomycetes; Pleosporales; Pleosporaceae
Exons: 1
Coding region: 1-366 (121 amino acids)
Source: RefSeq, a predicted model, not a curated record